This is a messenger RNA of Strongylus vulgaris, 245 nucleotides long. The record is from the annotation of a GenBank genome assembly. NCBI's taxonomy places the organism in Eukaryota, Metazoa, Nematoda, Chromadorea, Rhabditida, Strongylidae.
AUGGCUAUGACUGAUGGAGCCGUGAAAACGUUGAAGACCUUAGACCUCUAUGGAAAACAUUCUCUGGCAACAGAGUCAAUCGAUCGACUGGCGUCUACCGAUGGUAAAAAGGCAUGGACUUCUGGUCAGUGGAUGACUGAGAAAAGGGGUGGAAGCGAUGUUGCCGGAGGGUGUGACACCUACGCUAAGCAAAUUGAAGGCGAUAGGGUAUGUUGUGAGUCAAGAAGAGUGUACAGUUGCUAGAU